This is a messenger RNA of Orcinus orca (killer whale), 5199 nucleotides long. It is a transcript of the gene PRKAR1B, whose product is annotated as protein kinase cAMP-dependent type I regulatory subunit beta. NCBI's taxonomy places the organism in Eukaryota, Metazoa, Chordata, Mammalia, Artiodactyla, Delphinidae. The record is from RefSeq and is a predicted model, not a curated record. Gene Ontology annotation, cellular component: cAMP-dependent protein kinase complex. Bases 46 to 1065 code for a protein of 339 amino acids. Gene Ontology annotation, biological process: regulation of protein phosphorylation. The transcript has 11 exons. Gene Ontology annotation, molecular function: cAMP-dependent protein kinase regulator activity.
UUAGAGUUGAGCUUUGCCCCCCAGGGAAGCGGGCAGCGGGUCGCCAUGGCCUCGCCAGCGGCUCAGCAGCUGGAGGAGGACGACGGCCUGAGGGGCUGCGAGCUCUAUGUGCAGAAGCACGGCGCCCAGCAGGUGCUCAAGGACUGCAUCGUGCAGCUCUGCAUCUCCAAGCCCGAGCGCCCCAUGAGGUUCCUCCGGGAGCACUUCGAGAAGCUGGAGAAGGAAGAAAACCGACAGAUCCUGGCGCAGCAGAAGUCAGCCUCCCAGUCGGACUCGCACGAUGAGGAAGUGUCCCCGUCGCCGCCCAACCCGGUGGUGCAAGCCCGGCACCGGCGUGGGGGAGUGAGCGCCGAGGUGUACACAGAGGAGGAUGCCGUGUCCUACGUGCGGAAGGUCAUCCCCAAGGACUACAAGACCAUGACGGCACUGGCCAAAGCCAUCUCCAAGAACGUGCUCUUUGCUCACCUGGACGACAACGAGAGAAGCGACAUAUUCGAUGCCAUGUUCCCCGUCAUGCACAUCGCUGGGGAGACCGUCAUACAGCAAGGGGACGAAGGGGAUAACUUCUACGUAAUCGACCAAGGGGAAGUGGACGUGUAUGUGAGCGGAGAGUGGGUGACCAGCAUCAGUGAAGGCGGCAGCUUCGGGGAGCUGGCCCUCAUCUACGGCACCCCCAGGGCGGCGACUGUGAAGGCCAAGACGGACCUCAAGCUCUGGGGCAUCGACCGGGACAGCUACCGGCGCAUCCUCAUGGGCAGCACGCUGAGGAAGCGCAGGAUGUACGAGGAGUUUCUCAGCAAGGUCUCCAUCCUGGAGUCCCUGGAGAAGUGGGAGCGUCUGACUGUGGCUGACGCACUGGAGCCCGUCCAGUUUGAGGACGGAGAGAAGAUCGUGGUCCAGGGGGAGCCUGGGGACGACUUCUUCAUCAUCACAGAGUUUUGCCUUUUCCGGAAUGCCAUGUCGUUGGAAGCACACAGCCCGAAGCCUUUCCUCACUGGCGCCUGUCACUCGGUGGCGCGCAUCCGUUCCCAGCUCUGGUUUCCCUGGUAUCCGCACACAGCAUGAGGCGUUCCCAGACAGACAGAUGUGGAACUCAUUUGCUGGAUUCCGAGGUCCUGCUUUACCCCGGACGGGAUUCCUGGCACCAGGGGAGGAGAGAUAAGUAGCGUGCAAAGACCGUUGCCAUAAACACGCCUGAUUUGUCCGUGGAAAGUCCAACAGAUGCGCUGUCCUGGACGAAUCCCCAUGCGGGGGUGUCGACUCCCUCACCCACCGCUGCCCACUGGCCGGGAGCUGGGUGGCCCGAGGGCGGCUUCUGGCCCCACCACGGCCGUGCUGCUGCAGGCCUGCGCGCGCUGGUUCCCUGAGUCUGCGGUGGCCGGCGUCGUAUCUCUUCUGCAGAUGAGGAAACCGAGGCUCGGGCUGUGCCUUGCCUUCCCCUGACCGCGGCCAGCACGUCGUGGAGCCAGGCUUGGACUGCGGGGAGCCGCCCAGGGCACGGGGCUCAGGCCGCGUCGAGGGUGCCUUCCCAUACCUGCCUCCUGUGUUCUUCUUUCAGUUGUCCUUUAGCUUACGGGAGGUGAUGCUGGUGCCUGCUUAUGGCUGUGAUACUGUUUCUUUUAAGAUAGAUAUUUAUUCAAAUAAAAUAGUGUUUGCUCUCCCUGAACUUGGUGUCAGUGGGAUCUGAGAGUGACUGCUCACUGCACGGCUGGCCUCCGCACUGACACGCUCGUGUGUCCCCUCCCCUGCUGGGCCGGAUACGCACGAGCUCCAGUCUCUGCCCGGCGCGGCUGCAGGUCCCUGGUGGGGGCUCCUCUCUCACCAGGUGCCGUCCCUACUGAGCCGCUGACCCUGACGUCCCCCAGCCCCACCCCGGGCCGCACCGUGGCACGGGGCCAGCGGCCUACAGCCCUGACCUGUCUGCUCUGACCCCACCAGGGUGUGGGUCCUGGGGCGCCCGUGCCUGCCGUUCUCCACUGCGUAGGCUUCCCCGCCCUCGAGCGGAGUCCGGCUCACAAGCUGGAGGAGUGGGUGACGGCCCGAAGGCUGGAGGAGACGGAGGUGGGCCAUGUCCCUGGGGAGGGCGAGGCCCGCGCGGGCGGGACCGCGGCUCCCGGCUGUGCCAGCGCUGGACCCGGUCGGUGGGCUCUAUGCCGGGCUGGAGGGGCUGCUUCAGGGAGCGGGAAGCCCGAGGCCCUGCUUCAGCGAGUGCGUUCUCCUCGACCUUGGCUGCUUUCUGUCUCAUAAAGGUCACGCGUGCCCGUUGUCGAAACCAAAGAGUUGAUGUGGGUUUCGACUUUGUAGAAAAAUUUAAAAACUGAAAAGCGUUGAAAGGCAAACGGGCCUUUCGUAACCCCUUCUCCUCCAGACUCCAGCAGUGACGUUUUCCUUGUGCUCCUCCCUGGCUGAUUCCUAUGUGACCUGAUUUAUUUUUAGAGUUGGGUUAGAAUCAAUGAGAAAUUUGGGGAAUAUGAUCUAGAGUUCUGGCAAGUGUGUUUCUCCAGCCCCCAGAAUUCCGGCUCUCAACUCCCUGAGGAUGUCUAUGCUGCCUUCACGCCCGUCUGGGAAACGAGCUCGGACAGGACGGCUGUUCCAGGGCUGCGGUGAUUUCGCUGGGAUGGGAAGGCCCGGGCGUGUGCUGGUCACGCCUGUGGCCAGUGUCGUGGGAACGCCGGGCCCUGCUGGUUGGAGGUCCCACCCCAUCGAGUCCGUCCGCCCGUUUCCCUCGCUCCCCGCCCUUGGGCUUGGCGGCUCUGCCUUCCCAGGACAGGAACGUCCUGCCGUUGCGUCAGGGCUCGGGGGUGGCGGCCUGUCAGCCUCAGCUGCUGCAGCAAAGAGCCCCCGAACCACUGCGGUGAAGAAUGAGGAAGUGUCUGUCUUGUGAAGUGGUGACCCCACGGUCGUCACAGGCACCCCUGGGGGGCGUGGCUCUGUCCCUCGUGGCCCUUCCUCUCGUGGCCCCACUGCCCCUUGCCAGACCUCCCCCCGUGGAGACUGGGCUGUCAGCAGCGGGAAGAGAGUGUGGUGCAGUGCACACCCUGUUGGGGACAACAUGGUCCCGUGGCCAUGUGCUCCUGCAGCCCUGGGACGUGUGAGGACCGAGCGGAGCGGCCGCCUGUUCCCUGUUGGUCCUGCUUAUUCAGGGCUCCCCCUGAGGACCUUUCAUCUUCAUGCCGUCCAGCCUGGAGGGUCUGUUAUUACAUCAGUCUUAACGGGUGCGCGUACAUCCUCUGUGUCAAGGUCCCGAGUGGGAAAGCUCCGUGCGUCCCAGUGGAAACAGAUUUCAUCUCGUCAACCUGCCGUCGAUCGUAAGAUGGGCCGGUCCACAUGUGACCAGGAGAGAAAUGCUUCCAGUGACCAUGGGGGAUGCGGUUGGUUCCAGAGGAGGCAGAGGGCAGGGAGGUGUCUGCAUGGGGCGGGGGACAAGUGAGAAACAGAACAGUGGCCCACCCGAGCCCAUCCCUGCUCUCCUGUGCCCACUGAGCCCUAAUCCUCACCGCUGUCCCAAGCGGGCAGGGCAGAGCCUGAGGAGUGGCAGCCAGUCGCAUCGCUUGCACGUGACCUGCUCUGGCCAGUGAGCUGUGAGGGGAGGUUGCCGGGAGCUUCCAGAAGGUUUCCCUGCUGAUGGCAUGGGGGAGGCGUUGGGUGACCCCUGGAACUGUGGCAGCCACGGUGCCAGCACAGGGACUCGACUGAGGCCACCAGAGCAGGAGGCACGGACAAGCCUGGGUCCAGACACGUCUGUGGGCCGCUGAACUAGCCAGCCCUGAAAGCCCUGUCUCAGUCUUCUGGUUCUGCGGGAGAGCAGUUACCCUUAGUAGCCUUUAGACAUCUUGAGUUGGGUUUUCUGUUGUUUGGAGCUUGAAGCAUCUCAUCAGAUGCUUUAAGCCUGGAGUUUCACUGAGUAAUUCUAUCAGCUGGAACUUCAGCUCCGUCCCUGGGGUCCUGAAGAGGAAAAUGAUCCAGUUGUAAAAUGGAAAAUUGUCUAAAAUGGGAAUGAAAGGCAUGUAAGUUAUAUAAGUGAAAAGGCUGCAUGUAAACGAUAGUUAGCUUAAUGCAACGUUGUCUCAAGAAAAGCGCCGCGGUGCCGUCAUCCCUGGACCUGACUGCCCUGCACUCCAGGGGCAGUUGGGAGCAGGACCCCACUCCUCUCUGUGGAGGCAGCACGGGACCACGUGUCCCGCAGGCCCUGUCCCUCGGCCGGGGCCUGUGGGCACACGGCCCAGGGAGCACUCCUGGAGUGCCCGGGCCGGGUGGAGAUGGCCUGCUGCUCCCAGGUCCGGCUCCCUCUGUCAGCCAGCUUCGUAAGCACCCCAGACGCCUGCGAGCCGAGCGGCCCUGUGGCUGGAGUGGGGCCGGCGUGGGUCCGCCCAGGGCGUCUGGAGGUCCCAGUCACGGCAGGCACUGGUGGGGUCUUUUGACCGAGUCUCUUGCGGCCCGGGCGGAGGGGGUACCAGUUAACCCGGGCGCAGCCAGGCUAGCGCUGCGAGGCCGGGUCUGGGUGAGCCAGGGUGAGCCGAGCCCACCGCGAGACAGCCCAGGCUCCUCUGUGCGUCCAGGGCAUCGGCAGCGGCCGGUGAGGCCAGUGGGGCUGGCGGGGUGAUUCAUAAGGCCUUGCUGCUACUCCUCGGGUGUGUGGGGAAGAUGCCGGGUUCCGACGAGGCUCCGGCCCCAGGGUGCCCCCAGACGGCAGGCCAGGGGGCUCUGUGCGCGGAAGCCACCGGUGCCGGCUCGUUGCUGCCGGGCUGCGGCCCCCGAAGGCCGAGUCUCUGGUGUGGAACGCGGCCUCGCCAAGCUGCCUAGGCUGGCGUUAAUCAUUGAGCCCCAGUGUCGCGGACACCCCGCCUGGAGGCCAGGGGGCCGCAUCGCUUAGCGGGGCGGCGUGACCACGAGGCCACGCGCCUCCCGUCCUUGAAACUUAAGCCAAGGUCAGCUCGGAGCAGCGCUGCCCUCGGAGGCACCUCCAGAUUCUGCCCGUGCCCCGCCCGCGGGCAGACAGCUUGGGGCAGGAGCCAGGCCGGCGAGGAUGGUGGUGCCCGGGAGGUGCCCUGGGCCAGAGCACGGCCGCAGCUCCCAGACCCCACGCCUCACUUUUAGGUGGGGGGCGUGGAGCCAGUGGGAGGGGGAUGCGGGCGGUGCCCCUCGGGGGUGGCCUUGGGCACCCCCGCCUUUGCCCACCCGACCCCAGCCGGCCGACCC